AUGGAUAUUGAAAUGAACCCUAUGAAUCCGCGAGCGACAAAAAUGAGGACGUCGUCGUCACAGUCUUCGGCGUCGGCAGUGAUGGAUGCCAAUACUGGCGCCACAACGUUUGAUUCUACUCCAGCCACCUCCAUCAACAAAUACCAUUUUUCACCCCAAGAGUUAGAGGAAUGGAUUACGAAAAAACACAAGACUGAACGUACCGUGGUGAUGCUUGUAGGCUUGCCGGCGUCGGGGAAAAGCACCAUAGCCCGCCAGCUUUCUCGGUUUCUUCAGAAAAGUGGGUACAAAUGUGACAUUUUCAACGCCGGAGAUGUGCGACGCAAAAUGCACCAGCAGUUGAGUACCAGUGAGUUUUUCGACCCGGAUAACGUGACGGCGAAGCGUCAGCGAGAUACGUUUGCCACCAUGGCGAUGACAGACUUGUUGAGCAAUCUUCAAGACGAAGUGAUCAACGUUGGGUUUCUCGAUGCCACUAACACUUCAAUCGAGAGAAGAAAAAGUAUGAUAGAAAUGAGCAGACAAGCGGGUAUUGUCGACCACUUUAUCAUCCUCGACGUGGCGUGCGACAUCGAGGAGUAUCUCUUGUUCAACAUCAACGGCAAAGCGUUCAAUGCUGAUUAUAGAAACAUCAACCACGAAGUGGCCAUAGCCGACUUUAAGAAACGAACUAAACACUACUACAAAGCUUACGAACCACUCACCAAGGAAGAAAUCGACGGGUUUGAGCCAAAAGUUGCCGCUUGGGUGAAUAUUCGAAACUGUGGAAAAGCAACUGCCAUUUAUAACCCCAGCAAUUGCAACGAUGAAAUCGUAAUGCUCAUUGCCCAAUUUGCAGAUAACUACCUUGAGGACGACGGAAAGCGGUACAUGGAAGCGGUGCAAGCGUUCUACUCAAAAGUGUAA
Molecule: messenger RNA, 906 nt
Organism: Meyerozyma guilliermondii ATCC 6260
Lineage: Eukaryota; Fungi; Ascomycota; Pichiomycetes; Serinales; Debaryomycetaceae
Product: 6-phosphofructo-2-kinase
Exons: 1
Coding region: 1-906 (301 amino acids)
Biological process (GO): fructose metabolic process; fructose 2,6-bisphosphate metabolic process
Cellular component (GO): cytosol
Molecular function (GO): 6-phosphofructo-2-kinase activity; ATP binding
Source: RefSeq, a predicted model, not a curated record